Molecule: messenger RNA, 3810 nt
Organism: Pocillopora verrucosa
Lineage: Eukaryota; Metazoa; Cnidaria; Anthozoa; Scleractinia; Pocilloporidae
Product: D-glutamate cyclase, mitochondrial
Biological process (GO): glutamate metabolic process
Molecular function (GO): D-glutamate cyclase activity
Source: RefSeq, a predicted model, not a curated record
GCCAGUAACACGUACAGUUACUGUGGUCAUUCAUAAAUCAUAAUUUGGGAUAAUUAGUUCAUCUCAUCUUCACAAGGUAUAUAUCUGGAUUCAGGGACCUAGAAAUUAAUUUCUGCCAAUUUUCCUCUCUACAUUCGCUUCUUCGGAUUUCCCGGUGCACGGCUUCCAGAAGACUGGUUGAGAAUGAUUACUUUCGCUUUAGAAAAGCAUUUGUCCAUACCUGAUGUCUGAAUCACGUACUAGAGGCUUCGUUGUGGUAUCUCCAGGUGCACUGCGCUGAAGCAGAGGACAACAAGAUUUGUUUAACUUACAAAACUUCUCGAAUUGAUCGGCGUUUGUCGAUGGAACCACGAUCACAUUGACAUAUAAUCGCCCUCGAAAUGAUGCGGCUGUAUUCAGGCCUUUUACUGCCAUUAUUCUACUCGCCAUGUUCUUAAUUUUUCAAAGUACCAAAGAUCUGUAAAGAAAAAACUUUGGGCUGAAAUCUUGUCCCUGCGAGAAGAGCCGUGGUGUUUUUUUUGUGUGUGCAGCACUCAGGAUGGCGUGACUUAAACAGUGAAACUACGUAAAGCGUCACGUGAAACCAGGGAUGUCUGUCACAUGCUUAGCAUAUGACGCACUCUCGUGGUCACGCAAUCUUUAGUAACUUUAAACGACCGACUCUUUGUGCAAAAGAACUUUUCAAAGAACAAUGCCCGCUUUGGAAGAGAGUGGGAACGUAGCUUCUUGGCCAGCAUCAAAAGCUAGGCAUCAAUUUCGUACAAAUCCAGAGUAUGAGGGGAAAUCAACGUCGGGAUUUUGUAUGCGACAUGUUCAGACAAAUCUGGCGAUCCUUCCAGCUUCACUGGCCGAUGAAUUUGAACAGUUCUGCAAUUUAAACAAAGCUCCAUGUCCAUUAUUGUACAAAAGCAAACCUGGUGAACUAUCUGCUGGAAAUCUCGCCCAGGAUUCUGAUGUAAGAACUGAUCUUCCAAUGUAUUGGGUCUCUGAGAAUGGAAAUGUCACUAAGAAAGUGGGGAACCUAACCAGUUAUCCUCUGGAGGACUAUGUGUCCUUUUACCUUGGAUGCAGCUUUUCCUUUGAAGAUGCAUUGAUGAAAGCUGGCAUUGAACUGCAGCAUGUUGUAAAAAAGCGCAAUGUAUCAAUGUUUAAAACCAACAUUUCAUGUUUGCCUGUUGGGCCAUUUGACUGCCCUAUGGUUGUUUCAAUGCGACCAAUUCCCAGAGAAUUGGUUGAAAAAACAGUUAUUGUCACAGCUGCCUAUGAUGCAGUGCAUGGAGCCCCAAUACAUAUCGGUGAUCCAUCAGUGAUAGGAAUCGAUGAUAUUGAUAAGACAAACUUUGGGGAAUCUUCUGAUGUUGCUGAUAUGAUACCUGUGUUCUGGGCUUGUGGUGUAACGUCAUCAGUUGCAGUAAGAUCAGCAAAACUACCACUAUCAUUCAGUCAUCAGCCUGGCUCAAUGUUCAUAUGUGACACCACUUUGGAAGAAUACUUUAGAGUCAAUAAACCUGAACAUGGCGAUGAACAACCCAAACUUAUCACUUUGGCAGAUCAACCAUUUUUAGCUUCUGUCUGCUCUGAAACUGCAUUUAAAAAAGUGGAAAAGCUUAGUAAACUGUUGGGUCAUCAGAGUGGUUUUGAAGGAGAUGUCUAUGAUUCUGAUUUCCUGAAGAUUUCUGCCAGAUUGUCCCAUGCUCCAUCUGUUGUUAUAGGCAUUCUUGAUGAGGAAAUAAUACCUUCCUCUGAAUUGGCAACUUCAGAUGGUCUCCAAGGAGUUAUCACUUUGGUCAAAGCACUUCAGGCAGUGAAGAAGAAGAUCACCAUUAUCACAGAACACAAUUCACAAGUGAUUCAUGACUGUGUCACAGCCAAUGCUUCCCAAGGAAUAUCAGAAAAAGAUGUCCACAUUGUUACAUUGGAGGACAGUAAGAACUUGAAGGACAGCCUUUUUACUGGGAAUGUAAAUCACAAACUGGAUACAGUGAUAGCUUUACAAAUGACAACAGAGUUUAGCAAUAGCAAUAGUGGAUCUGAAAGGACCAUUCAAGUUGGUUUGGUGGACAAAUUAUUUCAGGAAGUUUAUAGCUUUCAAAAUGGAAUUGUGUCAGUGAAAAUCACCACCAACAGACAGGAGACAUCACCAAAUGGCAAUUGCAGUUCAGUUUAUAGUCAUGUUAUGGUUGCCAACUCCAUGCAGACAGCUGCAUUGGGUCUUUCUGCUGCCUUAUAUGUCCUGAAUAGCUGUCCAAUUCACUCACGGUAUCUACGGCAUGGUAUUGGCAAAAGAGAAGUCUUCCAAGUUGGGCAAUUCCUUGUGAACAACACUGAACAAGAAAAAACAUGCCACCAGAUUCUUGACUGGAUUAAAGACAUCUGAAGAUUCAUUUUCAAGAACUAAAUUUGCUUUAAUGUUUUAUGAAUUCCAUGCAGACAAUUAUCGCUGCAUGUUUUUCUUCUUCGAAACAAAACUGACUUUGUUUCGUUUGGUUUUUUGGAAGGGAGGGAGGCCUCAUCAUUUGGUGAUUUCAGGCAACAAAUAAGAAUAAAAGAAUCAUAGGCAAGCAUUUUUUAAUCGAAGUUUUAAGAUUUGAAAAUUUUGCUGUGCACUUCAAACUGAGUGGCAAAUAUUUGUCAAUGAGGAAAUGGAAAUAAGACACAUAUUUCUCCCUUCUCAUUGAACAACCCACUUUGCAAUAUUCACAGGUUUGACCCAUCAGUGGGUUUCUUAAUACAAAGCUGCCCACAUGAAACAUUUUAAACCUUUAACUCCUAUGAGUGAUUCACAUGUAACUUCUCCCUAAAAUAUCCAUUCCUUAUCCAGCAAAGAGAUAAUGAGAAUUCUCAAACUUAUCAGGUACAAGUUGUUGUCUUGAUCUAACACCAAAUUCUCAUAACUGAUUUAUGUGGAAAUGUGUAGCAGCUAGAGGGGAGAAUUAACAAUCAGAUCUUAGCAGUUAAAAGGACAAUUAAUUAAAGUUCUCAACCACAUAUUUCUCUAAUUUUGGUAGUGAAUGUUAUUGAAAAAGGUGGGAAACUCAUGACUUUUUGGCUUAGCUGCUGGUAAAGAUCUUUCUUUGAUAUCUUUCAGAGGUAGAAGGGGACGUAUUGUACACAAAAUGACUUCAGGAGGUUGGGGUUCUUACUUGGUUUAGAAGACAAAGUUGACAUAAAACGACAAAGAACCAAUUGGUUCCCAUUUGGUUAAUGUUAACCCCAUCGUGUUUGUCUUUCUUUGCAAACUAAUAUUUUAAAGUUUCACUCCAGUGGUCAUCAACAAAAACAUCUCAGAAUGGUUAAGAAGAUUCUUUAAUUUAUUUUAAAUUUCAUCUUUGGUAAUGUUUGUGUGGCAAAAUAAAAUGAAGUGAUUACGUGGCUACAGCAAGGGUUUCAAUGACUUUUUCCAUAGGCUAUUGCCGGUGGUGUAUUUAACGGCUGUGCUGUAAGACGAGGUGAUGGACAAAACACUGACCCCAGUACACGGAUAGGUUCUAUGAGAGCACUGCAAUCUAUAUACACCUUUAUUGCACAUGCCCUCGUAAUUUACACAGAGUAUUUCUUGCUCAAAACUCGAACAUUAACGUCGAGUCAGCACGGGGAGUGGAAACAAAUCAUUUCCGCGGGUCUACUUAAUUUCAGUACUUUAUUUUCCUUAAUACUUGUGUCCACUUCCAUGAUAUAGCUUAUUGCUUCUACUUCGAGGUUCAAUUCAUUAACGCUUGUAAACACAAUAACCCUUCUCUAGAGUAUUAGCAACGUGCCUGGUUAAACAACAUGCCGCGCGUUGAAACACAUUCGAUCAUCUUGCAGCUG